Lathyrus sativus (Indian pea) is the source of this 1035-nucleotide messenger RNA. The record is from the annotation of a GenBank genome assembly. Lineage: Eukaryota; Viridiplantae; Streptophyta; Magnoliopsida; Fabales; Fabaceae.
AUGGGAAUGAAGAGUACUGGUGGAGAGAUAGUUCAAGUUCAAGGAGGUCACAUUGUUAGAGCAACUGGUAGAAAAGAUAGACAUAGCAAGGUUUAUACUGCGAAAGGUCCUCGCGAUCGGCGCGUUCGAUUAUCAGCGCAUACCGCGAUACAGUUCUACGAUGUUCAAGAUCGGCUCGGCUACGAUAGGCCGAGUAAAGCGGUUGAUUGGCUUAUCAAGAAGGCUAAGUCUGCUAUUGAUAAGCUCGAUGAGCUUCCUCCAUGGAAUCCAAUUGAGAAUGCAACAGAAGAGUUUCAAGAAGAGGAUGAGAAUAAUAAUGGUUUAGAAAGAAGUAAAAUGGUUAUUGCCGCGGAAAAUUCAGAAUCUUCUGGUUACAAUUUGCAGCAGAAUAAUCAACAUAACCAGAAUCAUAACCCUUCAGGUUUCAUUCAAUCAAGUAUUGAUAAUGAUGCUAUAGCGUUUUUUCCGACGAGUUCUGUCGGUGAUUCGAUGAAUUUUCAAAGCUACUCUUCUGAUAUAAUUUCAAGAACAAACAACUCAACGCAGGAUCUUGGUCUUUCUCUGCAUUCGUUCCAAGAUAAUUCAGGUUCAAAUGAUCAAACACUUUUCUCUGAAUCAAACCAUGUUGGAUUUGAUGCUAAUUAUCAUAGGAUUGUGAAUUGGAACAAUGAUCAUCAUGGAACAACGACUGAUAUGAAUAUGAAUAUGAAUAUGAAUAGAACAGGUUUCAUGGUUAAUAAUUCACCCGCGUCGUUUCUAGGCCACGGUUCGGCCUUUUCCGCCCAUAGGGGGACCCUUCAGUCCAGUUUUUCGCCUUCGCUUCGUCCUUGGAAUGAUAUUCCAAUGGCGGAUUCGUCUGUCGAUCAUCAUGAUCAGAAAUCUCAGCAGCCGAUUCACCAUGGUUCGAUCUUCGGUAGCAGGUUUUUGUCUGAUGCUUUGACAGGUUUCUGUAUUCCUGCUAGAAUUCAAGGAGACCAUGAGAAUCACGGAGUUGGCUCGGAACAGCCUUCGCCGUCUUCUAAUUCUCAUCAUUAA